CUCGAUUCCCCAACUCUCAGCCCCAUCUCUACCCUCUCCCCUUCUCCUCUUCUCCAAGAUCUCCUCCGCCAUUCCUCCUCUUCUUCCCCAUCCGUUACUGAACCACGCCGCUCGCCGCGUACCUCCCGCAAACCCCGCCUUGGCCGUCACCACGACCCCAACCGCGGCAAACCAUGGUCCGUCGACCCCCGCGUCUCCCUCCGCGGUCACCGUAUUAUCCGCUCCCUUCUAAAUCCCGCCUCCCCCGAACUUGAACCCGUCCUUCGCCAACUCCUCAACCCCGCCUGCGACGAUCCAAACUCUCUUCUCACUGAUAUUCUCGGAAUUGUUGAGGCCCUCGACUUCCACAAGCGAUCAGCCACUGCCCUUGCCGUUUUCGACACCGCUCGACGUGCUCUUGGAGACGCCCUCUUCUCAUCCACCGCUAUCAUCCCCGUCGUCAUCGGCAUCAUGGGCCGCAACGGGCAGCUCUCCGCAGCCGCUACCCUUCUUGAUGAUUUCCGCACUCAGCACUGCCCUGUCGACGUGUACGCUUACACUUCCCUAAUCACUGCCUACUCCCGGAACGAGCGCUAUCGUGACGCUGUUUCAGUGUUCCAGCAAAUGGAGGAGGAGGGUAUUAAGCCAACGCUUGUUACCUAUAACAUUGUGUUGAAUGUCUAUGGAAAGCUCUUCAUGCCCUGGCACAAAAUCGUCUCCCUUGUUCAAUUCAUGAAGAGGGAUGGAAUUGCUCCUGAUCGGUACACUUACAAUACCCUCAUCAGUUGCUGCCGCAGAGGAUCUCUGCAUGAAGAAGCUAUUGAGCUAUUUAAGGAGAUGAAAUCGUUGGGUUUAGGCCCGGAUAAAGUCACUUACAAUGUGCUACUGGAUGUUUAUGGAAAGUCUAGGAAGCAUGAGGAGGCUAUGGAGGUGCUUGGGGAGAUGGAUGCCAAUGGUAUUCCUCCGAGUUUAGUCACGUACAACUCUUUGAUCUCAGCCUACGCUAAAGAUGGGAUUUUGGAAGAAGCAAUGGAGCUGAAGGUGCAAAUGGAAGCAAAGGGGAUAGAGCCUGAUGUCGUCACUUACACUACUCUGAUAUCAGGUUUUGAGAAGGUUGGUAAGGAUGAGCUUGCCAUGAGAAUUUUUGAGGAGAUGGAGAGCAAAGGCUGCAGGCCGAAUCUUUGUACCUACAAUGCUCUGAUUAAGAUGCAUGGAAAUCGUGGAAAGUUUGCGGAUAUGAUGAGCAUUUUUGGGAUGCUCAGAUCAAACGGCUUUACGCCAGAUGUUGUCACUUGGAAUUCUCUGUUGGCAAUUUUUGGUCAGAAUGGGAUGGACACAGAAGUGUCUGGUGUUUUCAAAGAGAUGAGGAAAGCUGGGUUUGUGCCGGAAAGGGAGACUUACAAUACCUUGAUCAGUGCUUACAGCCGAUGUGGGUUGUUCAACCAGGCUAUGGAGAUUUAUGAGAAUAUGCUUACUGCUGGAAUUGGGCCAGAUCUGUCCACUUACAAUGCUUUGAUGGCUGCAUUGGCUCGUGGAAAACAUUGGCAGCAAGCGGAGAAGAUACUUGCUGAGAUGAAGGAUCUCAAUUGUCGACCAAAUGAGCUUACUUUUUGUUCUUUGCUGCAUGCAUAUGCCAAUGCGAAGGAGCUUGAUAGGAUGAAAUCCCUUGAAGAAGAUAUAUAUGGUAGGGUUAUUGAACCACGCAACAUUCUUUUCAAAACUCUUGUAUUGGUAAACAGCAAAAACAAUCUUUUGCCAGAGACAGAGAGGGCUUUCUUGGAGUUGAGGAAGAGAGGGUGCUCUCUUGAUAUAACUACUUUGAAUGCAAUGGUAUCAAUCUAUGGUAGGAGGCAGAUGCUUUCAAAGGUAAAUGAGAUUCUUAACUUCAUGAAAGAAAGUGGUUUUACUCGCACUCUGACUACAUAUAAUAGCUUGAUUAAUAUGUAUAGUCGGUUGGGGGACUUUGAGAGGGCUGAUGGUAUUCUCAGGGAGAUCAAAGAAAAAUGUGGGCGACCUGAUCUUUAUUCUUACAACACUGUUAUUUAUGCUUAUGGAAAGCAUGGCAGGAUGAAAGAAGCUUCCAGAAUAUUCUCUGAUCUUCGGGCUUCAGGGCUUAAGCCUGAUAUUGUUACUUAUAAUAUCUUUGUUGCAAGUUAUGUGGCCAAUUCAAUGUUUGUGGAAGCCAUCGAUUUAGUUAUCUACAUGAUAAAACAUAGAUGCAAGCCAAAUGAGAACACGUAUAACUCAAUAGUGGAUGGUUAUUGUAAGCAAGGGAGGAGAGAUGAAGCAAGUGCUUUUGUUCAAAACCUUGAACAGCUCAAUCCCGGCAUUUCAAAAGAGCAUCUGAACAGAUUAUCUGAACGUUUAGCAAGAUCUACCACUUGAUAUUGGCUUGCACUUGGCAAAAUUUUGGGUUCAGAAAUUUGUAUGAGAUAUUGACAAAAGAUGAUCAAAUUACUUUGUAUAUAAUGUUAGGCGAUCUGGACGACUGAAGAGCGCACUACUGGAUCUUACCUGACACUCUUACAAGUAUGGCCUCUAUAUCUAUGGUCUCAUUGUUUGUCGAUCAUUAGCCUGGCAAUUCCUUUUACAUUCUACUCUGUUUAAAACCAUUUCCUGAUACAAGAAAUUGCGGCUUUUUUAAAAUCUUCUCUGAAGCUUUAAAUGACAGAACAGGCAAACUUUUUAGAUCUGAAUAUGACGGUGGCCUUUGUUCAUUUCAGGCAGCAGUUAUAGAAGUUAUACUCAAUCUAUUUUCAGAAUUCAUUUUA
Messenger RNA from Dendrobium catenatum, 2750 nucleotides. Its product is annotated as pentatricopeptide repeat-containing protein At5g02860. The transcript has a single exon. The annotation marks the transcript as partial. The record is from RefSeq and is a predicted model, not a curated record. Gene Ontology annotation, molecular function: protein binding. Lineage: Eukaryota; Viridiplantae; Streptophyta; Magnoliopsida; Asparagales; Orchidaceae.